Formica exsecta is the source of this 2541-nucleotide messenger RNA. Its product is annotated as odorant receptor 22c-like. Gene Ontology annotation, biological process: sensory perception of smell; detection of chemical stimulus involved in sensory perception of smell. NCBI's taxonomy places the organism in Eukaryota, Metazoa, Arthropoda, Insecta, Hymenoptera, Formicidae. The record is from RefSeq and is a predicted model, not a curated record. The coding region runs from base 16 to 1068 and encodes 350 amino acids. The transcript has 6 exons. Gene Ontology annotation, molecular function: olfactory receptor activity; odorant binding. Gene Ontology annotation, cellular component: plasma membrane.
GGAUUUACUUUUUUUAUGAUAACAUUUUUCCUUUUAAUUCCUCUUGUUUGUGCGCUCACGCGAGUUUGGGGUGACAUGAUACUAAUGAUAGACAAUUUACGAAUUACAUUACCUAUGCUGUCAGUUUUAUUAAAACUUGUUAUUAUGCGAUGGAAACAAUCAAUUGUCUUAUCGAUCGUAAACAUGAUUAGAGAAGAUUGGAUGACGUUGAAGCUAGACGCAGAAAGAGAUGUAAUGAUAAAGCGUAUGAGGACUGCUCGACUUAUUGUAAUUUGUGCAUACGUUCUGAUAAUAUUCGCGUUUAUUAUCGUCACCAUUUUUCCUUUUUUUGGUUUAUCGUUCAGAAAUCUAACAAAUCUCACGGAUCGGAACAAACCGUUACCGUUCCAGACAUAUUAUUUCUACGACACAGAUAAGAAUCUGCAGUUCGAGUUAACAUAUCUUACUCAAGUCACAGCGCUGUUACUGGCUACGAUAAUUUAUACGUCAGUGGAUACUUUUCUUGGAUUCGUGAUUCUUCAUAUCUGCGGUCAAUUAGAAAACUUCAGACGCCGGUUAAUCAAUUUAGUCGUCGGCAAAGAGUUUAACAAAACUCUGAGAAACAACGUAGUGACUCAUUUACGACUUAUCAGGUAUGUCGAUAACACUGAAGAUAUAUUCACUUUAAUAACGCUCGGUUCAAUAAUAUAUUUUAGCAUUAUAUUUUGUCUAUCUGGAUUUGCGUUGCUUGUUGUGACUACUAAUGAGAAAAUAAAUGUCACGAAUUUCUCACGAAUAUGCUACAUGAUAGUAGCUAUCAUUAUUGUUUUUAUGCAAAUGUUCUUCUAUUGCUAUGCCGGAGAGCUGAUAACAGAACAAUGGGAAGCAAUAUACCAUGCUGUGUACGAUCAUGAGUGGUACAAAUGGGAGUCCAAACAAGCGAAAAAUCUUAUUCUAUUAAUGGUACGAGUUCAGCAACCCUGCGGUAUCACAGCAGCAAAGAUUGUUCCAUUAACGAUGACUACUUUUUGCAGCCUAUUAAAAACGUCAGCUGGUUAUAUAUCGUUUUUAUCGGCAAUACUGGAUUAAAGGAAUAAGCCGGUAUUUCAUAGUAAUAACACAUAAUGAUACAUAUAGUAUUACACAUUAAUAAUAUAUAAUAAUACAUUAAUUCAAGAAGACGAGAACAUGAGAAGUGAAUAUAUUUUUCUCCAGUUAAGAUUACUAAUAAAAGACAAUUAUUACAUUCGUUAUAAAGAAAAUAAAAGUUUACAUUCGGGAUAUUUACCUUGAUUUUUGCGUCUUUUCAUAAAUGACGUUAUUUUUGUUUGAAGAUUAUGAUCAUCAUUGUUAUACGAAUAGCUUGAUUCAAACUAUAGAUUUACAUAUCACGUUUUUCAUGUAUAGAAAAAGAACAAACUUUUAAUUUAACAUUUUCUACGUCUAAUCACCACUUCAAUUCCGUCUGUUGCACUUAAUGUGUGUUACAUCAAUAAAUGUGUUCUCUUGCAACAAGCAUGCGAAAAACAUGUAAAGCUACUGCGCGACAUUCUAUACCCUUUGUACUUGUUUCCUUUUUUGCUACCAUUUUUUGCUGUACAGAAAAUGUUUUCCGUUACGUAAAAUGCAAUUAUUUGCCACUAUUUUCGAAGUUAACGCACGUACAUGAAGCAUUACAAAGUACGAAAAAAUUUUUAAUACAAGUUCGACGAUAUAUAGAGAUACAAUAUACUUUUCGUUUUAUCAAAAACAGGUGUUUCUAACUAUUCUUUUGCUUCAAGUUUUUAUGCGAAAAGUUUUGUUACGAAACAGGGAACUCUACGCGACUGGAUGUAGCAUCUUUAAUAUUUAAUGCAGCUUCGACGAAGCAGCCAGGUUGUUAUAUCUGUCUUACAAGCAUGCGUAAUAAUUAUCUUAUUAUAGGAUGGAAAGAACAUGACAGUCAACAACUUUUCAACAUAUUCGCAUUAGCCUUCGAUAUGGACAUAUCGGAAUUAACAAGUUACAGAGGUAAUAAGUGUUUCUUAUUGCGAUUAUAUACGUUUUCCAUCUAUAAUACCUAUAUUCAAUGUCUGUAAUACAAGUUUUUAAAUUAGUAUUGUAAUGCAUUAACAUGUCACAUUUCGGUUUCAUCACUUUUCAUCGAAAUUUUACGAUUCACAUAUGCAUUUGUAAUUAUCGUAUUCAAGUUCCUUAUACCAUAAAAAAAAUAUUUUUAGAUUUUGAACGGGCAAUUAAACUAAACCGUCUGACUUUAAAGUGUAUCGGCUUAUGGCCUAUAACCGAUAAAGUCGGUAUAAAAAAAUUCGGAUCUGACAUUCGCAUGGGUUUGAUUUUCAAUAUGAUAACAUUUUUCUUUGUAAUUCCUCUUGUUUGUGCGCUUAUGCGAGUUUGGGGCGACAUGGUACUAAUGAUAGACAAUUUACGAGUUACAUUACCUAUAUUAUCGGUUUUACUAAAAUUUAUUAUUAUGCGGUGGAAGCAAUCAAGUAUGUCCGGAUCGAUUUGAUAUAGAAUGUGUAACUAUAGAUCUCAUUUUUUGUCAAAUUCUAUUAAAGUACU